Molecule: messenger RNA, 2669 nt
Organism: Cyprinodon tularosa
Lineage: Eukaryota; Metazoa; Chordata; Actinopteri; Cyprinodontiformes; Cyprinodontidae
Gene: pdlim5b
Product: PDZ and LIM domain 5b
Exons: 13
Coding region: 120-1961 (613 amino acids)
Biological process (GO): heart development; muscle structure development; actin cytoskeleton organization
Cellular component (GO): adherens junction; Z disc; stress fiber
Molecular function (GO): actin binding; muscle alpha-actinin binding
Source: RefSeq, a predicted model, not a curated record
UCUCUCCCUUAAAGGCGGAAGUUUUAGUUCCGCUCAUUCAGUUCUUAGAAACUGAGAACAGACCAGAAGUCGCUUCUUUCUCCCAACACUAAACGCGGUUCCCUCAGAUAAGGUGCAUCAUGAGCAGCAGCUACAGUGUUUCCCUGAUCGGUCCAGCCCCGUGGGGCUUUAGGCUGCAAGGAGGAAAGGACUUCUGCUUGCCUCUUACCAUCUCUCGGCUGACUGAUGGCGGCAAGGCAGUUAAAGCUGGGAUGAACAUCGGAGAUAUCAUACUUUCUAUCAACGGUAUUUCUUCAGAGGGUAUGAAUCACCUUGAAGCUCAGAACAAGAUUAAGGCUUGCACAGGCAACCUCAGCCUCACUCUACAAAGACCCUCCACUGUCUCCAAAGAGGAAUCUGUAAAGGAAGAGCCUCAGGAAAUCAUUAAGCCCGUGCCGAUCACUCACCCCGCGCCCAGCAACACAUACACCAAGCCACUGAGCCAGUCCACUCCUCUGUACAACAAGACAGCUCGGCCAUUUGGGGGGGGAGGCAGUGGGUUCACAACUUCUUCAUCCCCCUCUGCACCAAAAGUUGCCACUAUUCCCUCAGAGUCAUCAGCUUUCACGCCAGCUGCCCCCUCUCAACCGCCACAGCCUCCAUUCGCACUGAAGUCGAGCCACUCUGCUUCCGAUUCGGCUGCAGUAAACUCGUCUCUUAAAAUCAACCCCGGCCGCUCUGCAUUCACCUCCCCGUCUGCUUCGUCCACCUCAUCUAACUCCUCAUCAUCACCCAGAGUGACCGCCCCUCCCUCCAAUCCUAAUGUCCCUCAGCCCUCCGUCUAUAACACACCUAUCAACCUGUACUCCAAUGACAAUGCUUGUGAAGUGGCUAUUGGACAGAGGCGAGGCCUUUUGGAGAGCCAGGGCCUUUCAGAACAUGUCAAUGGGAAAGUUGGUGUGGAGCUUGAAAAGAGCGCGUCCCCUCUCAGCGAAGCCAGCAAGAAACGUCUUAUAGAAGACACAGAGGACUGGCACCCACGGUCCGGUACCUCUCAGUCUCGCUCCUUCCGUAUCCUCGCACAGAUGACCGGCACAGAGAACGAAAACAUGCCGGAAAAUGGAAAAAAAGAAGCAGUUGAUAGAACCACUCCCAUUGUUCACACAUCACCUGCUGCAAAAACUCACUCAUAUUCUACAACAGCACCCAGGAAUGGCAGUGCUAUCACUGGUUCUACAUUUAAGACUCCUUCCAUUCAGAACAAAGCCUCCUUCCAACCUGGAGGUCCUUCAGGAUUUCCUAAGAUAGGAGCAGGUCCUUCAUUUGGGAAAAUAGUCGGUCCUGCUCAGAAAGGACCAGACCUCCCCACUCCACAGCCGCAUCCCGAGGAUCUGAAUUCUCUAGUGCAGCGUGCAGAACACAUCCCUGCUGGCACCCGUACCCCCAUGUGCUGCAAGUGCAACAAAGUCAUCAGAGGUCCUUUCCUCGUAGCCAUGGGCAUGUCCUGGCACCCUGAGGAGUUCAACUGUACUCACUGCCACUCCUCUCUGGCUGAACGGGGAUUUGUUGAAGAGAAGAACCAGGUGUACUGUGUGCACUGCUAUGAGCAGUUCUUCGCUCCCACCUGUGCCAGCUGCAACCAGAAGAUCCUUGGGGAAGUCAUGAACGCCCUGAAGCAGACAUGGCAUGUGUCCUGUUUUGUCUGUGCUGCCUGCCACCAGCCGAUAAGAGGCAACACGUUUCACAUGGAGGAUGGACAGCCAUACUGUGAAAGAGACUACUACACCCUGUUUGGGACCAACUGCCAUGGCUGCGACUUCCCCAUCGAGGCCGGAGACAAGUUCCUGGAGGCACUCGGAUUCACCUGGCACGACACCUGUUUUGUUUGCGCAGUUUGUUCCACAAGCCUGGAAGGUCAGCCCUUCUUCUCCAAAAAGGACAAGCCCUUGUGCAAGAAGCAUGCACAUUCUGUCAACAUCUAAUUUUGCCAUAGAGAUCUAGAAAUAAUAAAGUGCAAGAUUGUAUCAGACAUUAAAACAAUAAUGAAACAAUAGUUUGAUUUAUACAUUGCAGGAUUUCAUAGCAGAUGAUGGGAAAAAAUGAUUUUCAUAUUUUCUAGUAUAAUUUUCACUUUUCUGUUCUUAUUGCUUAUAAUAAUUCUCUACCAAAAUAUUUUGAUCACAUUUCAUCCUCUAUUAGCAUUUGGGCAGAUAGGUUUAAUAAUAUAUCAUAGAGAGAGAGUCUGUAUUAUGAAAUAUUUGUUUUACCCAGAAAACAUGCUGUGACCUACUGAGGCCUUCAGGGUGUCAUUAAAAACCGCUUUGUUGUUAAAACUUGUGAAGCUAAAGUAAAGCUACUGCAAGGUUAGAGAUAAGGAUUAUUUAAUGUUAAGUAGAAAACAUAUUUAUGAGUAAGCCAAUGUGUUCUAGAAGUUUACCAGGAAAUGUUUUUCUUUGUAUUGUGAUAUAAAAAUAUAUUUUUUCUUAAAAUUAUUCAUUACCACUGCAGUGGUUAAUGUGCAGAAUAAGGCAAAAAUUACAUUUUACUUGCUUAUUUGUUCAUCAGUUUUUCUUUUUUUCAAACAUUUAACAAUGAUAAACAGAUUUCAUCAAAAGUAAAACUUUAUGUAAUAUGCAUAAAAAGCGUUUUCUGCUAGAGCCUUAUAUUAAAAUGCCUUUUUCCUAAGUGUA